Molecule: messenger RNA, 4573 nt
Organism: Acipenser ruthenus (sterlet)
Lineage: Eukaryota; Metazoa; Chordata; Actinopteri; Acipenseriformes; Acipenseridae
Product: tetraspanin-5
Exons: 9
Coding region: 375-1307 (310 amino acids)
Biological process (GO): protein localization to plasma membrane; regulation of vascular endothelial growth factor signaling pathway; protein maturation
Cellular component (GO): membrane
Source: RefSeq, a predicted model, not a curated record
UGCCACUGCUAUCUUUCAUCUGAUUGGUAAACGUGCAGGUCAGUCUAGACAGACAUGUCUGGGAAGACACUGACAGAGGAUUUAGGUCCGCUUUUCUGGGUAUAGCGAUAGAGAAACGCAAGCUCUUCUUUGGUGGGAUUUGGGAAGUAUUAAUACAAAGAGUUAUCGUUUGUUUUCUUCACAUUGCGUCGGAUUACACAGUGACAAAUGAUGUCAUUUUUGUUAAAUACUGGGACCUGAAUAAAGCUGUUCCAAAAAAUUCACACUUUAUUGGAUCGCUGUGCUCGGGCAAUUGCUGGUUACUACCUGCGCUUAUUAUUAUUUGUGAAUUUUGUUUUAUUUCGGGGGAAAACGUAUGUUCAUGAAAUCCGAGCAUGUCAGGAAAACAUUACAAAGGUCCUGAAGUCAGUUGCUGCAUCAAGUACUUUAUAUUUGGAUUCAACAUUAUUUUUUGGUUGCUUGGAGUAGCCUUCCUUGGAAUUGGACUGUGGGCAUGGAGUGAAAAGGGUGUGCUGUCCAACAUCUCCUCCAUCACGGACAUGGGCGGCUUUGACCCCGUAUGGCUCUUUAUCGUGGUCGGGGGGGUGAUGUUCAUCCUGGGCUUUGCCGGCUGCAUCGGGGCCCUGAGAGAAAACACAUUUCUACUCAAGUUUUUCUCCGUUUUCUUGGGGAUUAUUUUCUUCCUGGAGCUGACUGCAGGGGUCCUGGCUUUUGUGUUCAAAGACUGGAUUAAAGAUCAACUCAAUUUCUUCAUAAACAACAACAUCAGGGCGUACCGUGAUGAUAUUGACCUGCAGAACCUCAUUGAUUUCACCCAGGAAUACUGGGAGUGCUGCGGUGCAUUUGGAGCUGACGACUGGAAUCUGAACAUUUACUUCAACUGCACAGAUAGCAAUGCUAGCCGAGAGCGAUGCGGCGUGCCAUUCUCCUGCUGCACCAAAGACCCUGCAGAGGAUGUAAUAAACACCCAGUGUGGCUAUGAUGUAAGGGCAAAAGUGGAAUCUGAGCAACAAAACUUUAUCUACAUCAAGGGCUGUGUGCCACAGUUUGAGAAGUGGCUACAAGACAAUUUAACAGUAGUAGCAGGGAUCUUUAUUGGAGUUGCAUUAUUACAGAUUUUUGGGAUCUGCUUGGCACAGAAUCUAGUGAGCGACAUUGAGGCUGUGAGGGCCAGCUGGGGCUACCUGGUUAACACAUCAUCAACAAGACACACACACACGUGUUACAAAAAACCCAUGGAACUUGAAUCUCCCGAGGAAACCUCCAGACAGUCUUCCUGCAGUUCCCCCUUUCCACAGCGUCCUUAACCAGACUUCUGUCCAUCUUACAGUGACCCCUCCACACCACAUUCCUUUACAGAGGUUCACAUCUGCCUAGUAGAAUGAAGCCUGUGGUCCUCAGUUAAUACCACCUGAUAACAGGAUCUGCUGCUAACUGUACCCACAAGUACCUCUGGGACUGUCAUUCACUUUGUCAUUUCACUUCCCAUUCACAGCCACAAUAAGCAUUCUGUCUGUGUCCUUUGUCAAGGAUUUCAAGACACACAGCCAGAUUGGCUAAACUGCACUACGUUUGCACCAGUCUAUCUAAAAGAAUAAAGAAAAUAUGACUCAAAUGCUUACUGAAUUAGGCCCAUGUGGUUUAUGAAGUAUCAGACUUGUGAUAGUAGUCCAAAGGACAAGCAAUAUUUUCAACAUUCUAGUCCUUAAAGAUAAUUAUUGAAUAGAUACAGCAGGCUUACCUUUAAUGUAAAACCAAUCGUUCGAAAAAAUGUAAUGUACAGUAGUUGAAAAACAUUCAAAAUCAAGAACUUUAUAAAUAUAUUAAGGAGCGAAGAUGUUUUUAUUUUAAAAAAGCAGCAGAAAUUGGCAUAGAUGUUGCCCAGCUUUUUAAGACAAAUGCUCUGUGUGUUUCUGUUUUAUUGUCCUCACAGAACGUUUUUAGCAUUUUCUGUAUACUACUACUUUAAUAUGAUAAUAAUGCUCAUGUUCCUGCAUACCAGUUUUAACCAACCUUAUCAUUAUGAAAUAAGAAUGCUUUUUAGUAAGCGGUUCGCCUUUCAGGGAACAGUGUACAGGUUCAGAGUAUUGCCUUUUGGCCUCUCUCUAGCUCCCCAUGCCUUUUCGAAGUGCAGGGAAGCUAUACUGGCCCCAUUGAGACGACUGGCUUAUUGUGCCCAGUCUCCAGCUCAGGCAGACGCUGACACGUAACUGGUCAUCGGCCACCUUCAACAGUUGAGUCUUACGGUGAAUCAUACGAAGAGCCAGCUCACGCCUUCUCAAACAGCCUCCUAUUUAGGAGUGUGUUUGGACUCCAGGUCCAUGCUGUCCACUCUGUCUGCAUGGACAAGCACAUGGUAAUGACGUGCCAAAACUUCUGGGCUUGAGGGCAGCAUCUUCUCAGACCCUACCUUCGGUCUUCUGCGCAUGUGUCCUCUGCAGGCAUGUGCUUGUCCAUGUAGAUGAUACAACAGUGGUCGCCCAGCCUCCAUCGCAUGGCCCGUAAACUUUGCUGUGUGCACACAAGAACUUACUGUCACUACGGAGGGUCCCAGUGCCUCAGAGUGGAGACGAACCCCGAGGUGGUAGCCUCAUUUGGGAGAGGUUCAGGAAUCAACUCACUGUCCCCUCUGGUUCUCUAUAAUAGGCGAUAGGGACCCGCUGGUGGUAGAUGCCUUGGCACACCAGUGGCCAAGGCAACUGUUAUAUGCCUUCCCAACGCUCGCCUUGCUCCCGCUGUGUGUGGAGAAAAUCAGGCAUUCGGCCAAGGUGUUCCUAGUAGUAGUAGUCUGUUUGCUUGCUAUCACCUUAGCAAAGCGGGUCAGGACGAUGACACAGAGUUGAGUUUCUCCCUCCAUUUUUUAGUCCUAGCUACUUGUUACUGGGGUUUCGUAUGGUAACAUGGUAAGGCAGCCUCUAGACUUAGAAAUGUAGCAUUCCUGUCAUUCUGCAAUAUUGCCCUUGCGACGGCUUUGGUAUACGCACCCAUUCGGUAAUAGUUAUAUUUUGUACUUGAUAGGGAGAGGUUAUUAUCAUAAUCCUGGUUCCCUGAAAUAGAAGUGUAACCAUUAACCUUCAAGGUCGCUGCGUCCAUGAUUGCAGCAUGCUUGAAGGAACAAUUAUGUUGGUAACUGUGUCUGCAGUCUUAUGCCCUCUGGGGUGGGCAUGACUGCGUCACAGGCGCUGGCGUGGGGCUUUGGUAUAUCUAUUUAGGUUUCUUGGUCUUUACAGGUAAAUACCCAUGAGGUAAUGGUUACAUUUCUAUUUCAGGGAACCAGGGUUAUGACAAUAACCUAACGUUCUGCAAUAUGACUGGAUAUGACACAUGUCAAUAAACUGAGAUCUGGUCAUGUGAACACAAUCCCUGCCAGGCAGUGCAGUGCACGAGGGUCAGCAGCCGCUAGAGAGAGAGAAAAAAACAGUACAGCAAGCGAGCGAUAAAUAUCUUGAUUUUCUUCCUAUGCCUCUGGAAAUCGGGACUGUCCCAACCAUAGGUUCUGUUGGCAUGUAUAUGAUCAGUUUGAAAUGUGCACAAAAUGGACUAGAAUGAUCCGCAUUAAAAUUAAAUUAGAUAUAUUUUUAUUUAAGUAUGUUUGCAAGAAUCACACUGCUGUAAUCAAAAUGUGUCUUUCUUAUUGUACAGGGAUCCCUAUAUAUCCGCAUAUCAGAUUAGUAAAGAAGGGUUUAUAGGUUACAGCGAUGGCAGAUGUUUUGCAGCACCCCAUAAAAUGAACACAUUUUGCUUCAUAAAGUCAAAUGAAACCUGCUAAAUAAUGUAACGUUAACAUAUUGAAUUACAUACCGCUUUGUAGUUUCUCAUAUACUUAAUGAAAAACUGACAAAUUGAAAAAUCUGACAUUUCGAAAUCUAACAUGAAAUACAGUACUAUUAUUAUGGCUUCUGGUAGACCUUCGCAAUAUCAGUUUGUAGUUUCGUUGAUUUGACAAUGUAAAAUAAAAGCUUUAAAUUAUGUUAAUAAAGUAUGUCUCAAUCCGAAAAUUCUAGGUGAUGCAAAACUUUUGGCCACAGCUGUAGUCCUCAUUAUCGGUUCCACUUGUUUCCGAUCAGUUAAACCAAUUAACGGGAUCAUCUGUUUGGUACUCUGCAAUCAGUAUUAAGUUAGUACAGAUUUGCAGGAUUUUCUAGUCUGCAUUUUAGUCCACUAGAUGUGGACUAAAUCACUGGUACACUGCAAUUGACCCAAUCGUGUUAUUUAUUAAAAAUAAAAAAUCUGAUUGUAUUCACAUCGAAGCAGAUGGGUAGAAAUAUAAAAAGAUAAAUAAUAGAUAAUAUUAUAUAAGUGCUAGAUCUUGGUAAUAAUAUGUCUACAAUUGAUGCAAGAUCGCAAAUAUGAUCCAUAGGCCCCCGAGAAAUCAUUUCAAUGUACUCUCCAUGAAAAACCCUCAUAAGGUGAUCUAAUUAAUUGGUUAGCAUAAAAUAAAUGUAAACGCUAUAACAAAAUUACAGAACAUCUUCCAUGAAAAAUGAUUUGUCAGAGAACUGAUGGAGAUCAGGCACUGUAGUCUCCUUUUAUUUAUUCAUUUUUAUUUAGUUAUUUUUUGUUUUCCUCCCGA